GACACUUUGGAGGGUGUAUACCAAUUGGUGGCUAGAUGGGCGGAGUUAACCCUUGACCCGGAAAGACAGCGACCGUAUCGCCCUUUUCUCAUCUUUGGUAAUGAGCUGGCUAUGGAGAUGACAAGUAAGGAAGUGAGGCAUUGAAGCUUUAGUGUGUAGAACUCAAAAAAAAAAAAAAAUAUAACAGCGUAUCCUCCCUUCACCAACAUGGCGGCGAACAUUGGUGUUUUGUCGUUAGUGAAUCUCAGAGCGGCAGUUAGGGUGAAGAAAUGUCUGCUGGUUAACCGGAAAUCACCGGCAAUUACUGGCACGGCUCGGCGGACGGUCAUUACCACCAGCAACGGGGCCUUUCUACCGAAGCCGGACAAAGUAAGUCCCUUAUUAUAUGACUGUCACCAGCCUGGGGCUCAGUCAGAGCGGCUUGGCUGGUCACGGACUCCAUGUCACACCGAGUGCCGGAUUGCUGGUAGUCCCCUAUAACCGAGCCGGCCACUACCGAACAGCAGCUCGCUACUGACCGCCCGAAACGUGUCCGGCAAGCCGCAAUGCAGCGAGCUGAGUCAGCACUAAUCGCCAUCCUGCCCCUGUAUUGCCCUGUAUGGGGAGAGAGCUGGGGGAAGACAUGCUGCUACCUGUGUACACACUGAAUAACUACCACAGACUGCCCACUACAACAACCACCUACCUUCCUUUACAGAAUAGAUGGGGGUUACAUAUAUAGGGGAGUGGGGGGCUAAAGGAUAGUUUGUGAUGUAUGAAAUAAGGAAUAAUGAUACAUAUUCUAUGAGUGUAGUUGAAAUAGAAAGUUAUAAGGAUGGGAGAGAAAUGAAAAUAUAAAGUUGUGCGUUUAAACCCUUAAAGGACCACUAUAGGCACCCAGACCACUUCCACUUAAUGAAGUGGUCUGGGUGCCUGGUCCAUCUAGGGUUAACCCUGCCUGCUGAAACUGCUAUGUUUACAUAUGGGUUCAUCCAGCCUCUAGAGGCUGUUUCACAGUGAGAAGACACCAGCAUCCAUAGAAAAGCAUUGAGAAUGCUUUCCUAUAGACUGACUGCCCUUGCCGCGCAUGCGCAUUCAGCCGAUAACGUCGGAAGGAGUAGGAGUGUUACCCAGCGCUGGAGAAAGGUAAGUGUUUAACCCCUUCCUCCCCCUAGAGUUUUCCUGGCACUAUAGUGGUCCUUUAAAGCUGCCUGCCCAGGCAGUCACCCUGCGGCAAAUCAGACCACUGUGAUCAGCAAUAGCUGGCCAUACAUCUGCCUGCAGGUGGAUUGCCUGGGCUGUCAAGCAGUCCCCCAACUGCUGAAAAAUAAAAAAAUAUAUAGCUAUCUUACCUUGAAUGAUGCACCUGUGACAGGUAGGGGUGCAAAAUCAGGGAGUUGGCCUGGAUGUCAAUGUUGCUAGAGUAGCCCCUGCCAAGUAUGGAAAAUAUUGACAUUGUGGCAGCAUUAUGCCAGGGCUUAACAAAUUUGUUUGGAGUCAACUAAACAAAUUAGGAGACUGGAUUUUCAAGUGCAAAAAUACAAUUCCUAAAGGGACACUAUAGUUACCAAAACCACUACAGCUUAAAGGACCACUAUAGUGCCAGGAAAACACACUCGUUUUCCUGGCACUAUAGUGCCCUGAGGGUGCCCCCACCCUCAGGGUCCCCCUCCCGCCCGGCUCUGGAAGGGGGAAAGGGUUAAAAACUUACCUUUUUCCAGCGCUGGGCGGGGAGCUCUCCUCCUUCUCUCCUCCUCCUGGGCUGAAUGCGCACGCGCGGCAAGAGCUGCGCGCGCAUUCAGCCCGUCGCAUAGGAAAGCAUUUGCAAUGCUUUCCUAUGGACGCUUGCGUGCUCUCACUGUGAAAAUCACAGUGAGAAGCACGCAAGCGCCUCUAGUGGCUGUCAAUGAGACAACCACUAGAGGAUUAGGGGGAAGGCUUAACCCAUUCAUAAACAUAGCAGUUUCUCUGAAACUGCUAUGUUUAUAAAAAAAAAAAAAAUGGGUUAACCCUAGAAGGACCUGGCACCCAGACCACUUCAUUAAGCUGAAGUGGUCUGGGUGCCUAGAGUGGUCCUUUAAUGUAGUUAUUCUUAAGCCUUUAGCCUGUCAGUGCAGCAUUGUCAAUGUAAACAAUGUCUUUUCAGACAAAAGGCAUGUUUACAUUGCUGCCUAGUAACUGCCUCUAGAGGCACUUCCUGGGUAAGUGCUGCACACUGUUGCUCUGCAUGGAGGUGCUUAAUGCUCCCCAUGAGGUGGAAGCAUUGGAUUGGCUGAGAUCAUAAAAAAUUAUUGAACGCCGCCAUGGAGGUGCGGCAGGCCGUGACGAGAGCAGCAUGGUGUGAAAAUUUGCAUUCCUGGGCUUCUAUAUGAUCUUAAAUUCAACAUCUGGCAAUUUCAAUGAGACACUUAAUGCUCCCCAUAGGGGUGCUUUGAUUCAAUGCAUCUCUAUGAGAUGUUGAAUGGUGCAAUGUGUUUUGCUGCGCAUACACAAUAGUCUCCAAAUGCUUUCUUAUGGGAAAGCGUUGGAUCAGCUGAGAUUGUCAAGACUGAUGAUCUCUGCUAUGGCAAGACCGCCAGAUGGAAAAAGGGUGAGUAAAAGCAUCUCUCUCAUGUGAUGGAUGGAGGCAGGUCACCUAAACACACACUCGCUGACACAGACACACACAAGUUACAAUUUUAUUUUAUUUAAAUUUGCUCACCCGGCCUCCCUGCGUUUUGAGAGAACUAGGGUCCAGUGUGGCUGUGCUGAUAAUCUCCCUGCUCAACGCUUGCUGUUUCGUAAUCCGGGCCCAGAAUUACGUCACAUUCCCACUGCCAUCAUCACUGCAGGGCGCGCGCGAGGCCUGCCUCCCUCAGCUAUUCAUGCUUCUGCCCGCCCAGCCACCUACGCUCUCCAUGCCUUCUAUCUCAGGCAUAUAGAAGCCCAGGAAUGCAAAUUUUCACACCAUGCUGCUCUCGUCACGGCCUGCCGCACCUCCAUGGCGGCGUUCAAUAAUUUUUAUUUCAUUGCCUGAGAUCAUAAAAAUUAUUGAACGCCGCCAUGGAGGUGCGGCAGGCCGUGACGAGAGCAGCAUGGUGUGAAAAUUUGCAUUCCUGGGCUUCUAUAUGAUCUUAAAGGCAACAUCUGGCAAUUUCAAUGAGACACUUAAUGCUCCCCAUAGGGGUGCUUUGAUUCAAUGCAACUCUAUGAGAUGUUGAAUGGUGCAAUGUGUUUUGCUGCGCAUACACAAUAGUCUCCAAAUGCUUUCUUAUGGGAAAGCAUUGGAUCAGCUGAGAUUGUCAAGACUGAUGAUCUCUGCUAUGGCAAGACCGCCAGAUGGAAAAAGGGUGAGUAAAAGCAUCUCUCUCAUGUGAUGGAUGGAGGCAGGUCACCUAAACACACACUCGCUGACACAGACACACACAAGUUACAAUUUUAUUUUAUUUAAAUUUGCUCACCCGGCCUCCCUGCGUUUUGAGAGAACUAGGGUCCAGUGUGGCUGUGCUGAUAAUCUCCCUGCUCAAAGCUUGCUGUUUCGUAAUCCGGGACCAGAAUUACGUCACAUUCCCGCUGCCAUCAUCACUGCAGGGCGCGCGCGAGGCCUGCCUCCCUCAGCUAUUCAUGCUUCUGCCCGCCCAGCCACCUACGCUCUCCAUGCCUUCUAUCUCAGGCAGCUGGUCACCUCAGGGGCUGAACGGGCUCACAAAUCCCAGGACAAGGACAAAUGGAGACUUAGUUACAGUAUAUGAUCAUACAUUGCAUUGCCAUGGCCUGGCGCCCAGGAUAUUUGCAUCCAGCUCCCAAGGCUAAUGGAGGGCUAAAGCAGGCAGUAAGCUGACUGAAUGUUUAGGUGGCGAGGGACGGAGCUGCCAUCAACCUGCUCUGCUUCCUCGUGCACCCUGAUAGUUUGUGAGUGUGUGAGCAGGAAGAUCACAGCUCCCUCGCUGCCUCCGCAAUCAGUGAGCCACACUGAUUUGUUAUGAUCCAUGCAUUACUACUCAUUGCUCUUAGAUUGCUUGUUUGACCUCACCGCCUGUGCAGUUCGGAGUUUGAAAAUACACAUAUGUAUGCAUGUGUAUGUACACUAAAUGUUUGCAUCUUUCUCUUCCAGGUGAGUUUUGGUCUUCUUAGGGUGAUUUCGGUGGUGAUACCCUUUUUAUACGUAGGAACACUCAUCAGCAAGAACUUUGCUGCAUUGCUGGAAGAACAUGAUAUCUUUGUUCCAGAGGAUGAUGACGAUGAUGACUAAAUGGUAAUUUGGCCAAAAAAAUGUAUUUAAAUUGUCAUUUAUGUAAAAUAUCAUCAUUACAAUGUAAACAAAGUAUAUGCUAAAAGCAAAAAGAGAAAAUUAGGACAGCGCUAUCAAUUGCAGAUGUGCACACUAACUGCUACAUAAAUGUUUAUUGAAGAACAGAAAGUACAAACGUUUCCAAAAUCUCCCCUUUCUCAAUGAAAGUCCAAUUGAUAGCGCUGCCCACAUUUUUUUUUUCUUUUUGCUUUUUGUCCCUUUGUAACAGUAAAAUUGGUGGUAUCUGCAAAUAUUUUUUGAUGAGGUCCAUUGAAUUAAAAUGACGACAAUUUAAAUAUGUUAAUAUUAUGUUAUGUUACUUAGUUUUCGUGCAACACUUACGAAACGUGUGUGGUGUUUUUUUAUUUAUUUAUUUUAUUUUAUUUUUGAUACCCACAAAUAUUCAUCAGGCAUACAUAGAUAACAACCCCCCCCCCAUAUUUACCCAACAAAUACAAAUACUUGCAACACACUGUGAUGAUAUAACUGCUGCCAGGACUUGCGUGGGCUGCACUGAUGUCAUUACAUCACCACGCAACGCCUCGCUAUGGGGACAGUUCAACGAUCCAAAUACACCCGCUUGUGCUGACAAAAACACAGAAGAUGAUCUGUGUAAACAUAAAUAAGAGGAAAGGGGUUAACCUUACCUUUUUUCCAGCGCCGGGCGGGGAGCUCUCCGCCUCCGAUCCUCCUCUUCGGCAGGAGCUGCGCGCGCAUUCAGCCGGUCUCAUAGGAAAGCAUUCACAAUGCUUUCCUAUGGACGCUGACGCCUUCUCACUGUGAUUUUCACAGUGAGAAGCACGCAGACGCCUCUAGCGGCUGUCAAUGAGACAGCCACUAGAGGCUUUAGAGGCUGGAUUAACCCUAUUAUAAACAUAGCCGUUUCUCUGAAAUGCCUAUGUUUAUUUAAAAAAAAAAAAAAAAGGGGGGGGGGUUAAUCCUAGAGGGACCUGGCACCCAGACCACUUCAUUAAGCUGAAGUGGUCUGGGUGCCUAGAGUGGUCCUUUUAAAAAGCUCUAUUUUAGGAGCCUGGACGGAACAAUCCCCAUCUAAGGACUUCUUUUUGCUGGUAUUAGAUUCCCAAGGAAGUGUGGUUCAUCAUGUGAAAAAAAUAAGGAUGUAUACCAAUGGUACAGUACGUAUGUAAAAGUAGGAAAAGUAAAUAUUUGACCUACUUACAUUUGCUAGAGCAAUGACCUGCUCUAGUGUAUGGAGCUUUUAGGUGGAACAAUCCCCACCUAGGGAUAUAUGUAGUCCGGAACAGCAGAGUGAUGGUGAGAGUAUAAGGAGCUCAAGAGUGACUGGUAUUAAAACAGAAUCUUUAUUAAUAAACAGAAUGAAUAAAACUAUUUAAAAGUGAACUAUAUAGUAAAAAGAACUAUAAAUAAAACCAGUCCUUGUAGGCAAUCCUUAAUCCCUUAAGGACACAGCUUCAGAAGCUUGACUUACGCUUAAUGACACAAGCAAUUUUUGCAUUUUCUUGCUGUUUGCGUUCAACUGCAAUUUGCAUCUCUCUCAUUUAUUGCACCGACACAUAUUAUAUACUGUUUUUUAAAGGACAGAAAGGGUUUUAAUUUGAUAUAACAUAUAUAUAUAUAAAUGCUUACUUAUUAUAAAAAAAAUACAGAAAAAUGCAAAAAAAAAUGAAAAAUAUUGGUUUUUUUACAGUUUUUGCAAUAAUAAUGUGUGCAUAAUUAGUGCAGGUUAAGGAAAGUAAUUAAAAAUAAAUUUAUUUAUUUGUUCUGAUUUACAGAAUAUAUAAUGUGUCUGGGAUUUUAAGUUUUUUUUGGUAGUUACAGGUCACAAAGCAAAAGGAGUAAAAUAAACUUUUAAUGUGGAGCGAUUUUAGAAUUUGGUAUGUUUGCCACACAAAAGUAUAUAUUUAUAUAAAGUAGACAUCACAGGCUAUUUACCUAAGGUUGUUUUGACACUUUCUACGUAGCCAUUUCACCGCCAACCUCUGCUAAAUAUUGGAGUAAAACUGUGUUCUUUUUGGUUUUUGGCACACAAACUUAUAACAGAGAAAUUCUCGUGUAUAUUUUGUAAAGUUGGUGUGUGCUAUUCCUGUACAAAGUUUUAUUUUGUGUUCAGUUACAUCUGCUGAGUAAAAUGACACCCCCAUUGUAUGUCUGUGCCUUAACAUGCCCCCAUUUUUUCACCAAUAUAUGCCAAAGUAUGUGGUAAAAAAUAAUUUUGUGCAUUUUUUACAUACGGAUUGCAUUUUUGCUGGGCGUUUUGUAUAUUUCAUAUGUGCCACUAAGUUCAAACUCCCCAAAUUAUGCUCAGCUAAGUCUUCUGAGUAAAAUGGCACCCCAUAUGAAUGUCUUUGGCACUAUUUCGUGAAGCUACAGUGCCAUAUAGGAGACCAAGCCAUAUCCGUUUUUACCAAACUUUGAAUUUUGACGCUGGGCCUAUGUGCAAUUUCCAAGCAUCUUCGCAGGUUUUAAAUUAAAACUACCCCACAAAGGCCUACCAUUUCUUAAAGUAGACACCCCAGGGUGUUUCAAAAGGUAUAGUUUGAACCUUAGCGUGGGAUCAUUUUUCCGCUAGCUUGUACCAGAUGUAGUGGUAAUAAGCGUUUUUUCUGCCUUUUGACAUACAAAGUGAGUUUGCACAGUAUAUUUUGCAAACCUUAUGUGUGCUACCACUGUAUAAUACUUCAUAUGUUGCUCAGCUAUGUUGGCUGAGUACAGCAAUACCCCCGUAUGUACCUUUGCCAGGUAUAUGUGGACAUCGGAGGGGCACAUUUGGGACACAGCCAUUCCAGUUUUUUCAAACUUUGAAUUUUUAUGCUGUGCCUAUGUCCCAUUUUAGAGUAUUUUACCAGGCUAUAUAAUCCAAAUUCCCCAUAAAGCCAUACCAUUUCUUAAAGAAGACAUCCCAGGGUAUUUCAAAAGGCAUAUUUUGAACCUUAGCUUGGGAUCAUUUUUCCGCUAGCUUGUACCAAGUGUAGUGGUAAUAAGCAUUUUUUCUGCCUUUUGACAUACAAAGUGAGUUUGCGCAGCAUAUUUUGCAAACCUUAUGUGUGCUAUGACUGUAUAAUACUUCAUAUGUUGCUCAGCUAUGUCGGCUGAGUACAGCAAUACCCCCGUAUGUACCUUUGCCAGGUAUAUGUGGAUGUUGAAGUGGCGCAUUUGAGACGAAGCCAUUCAGUUUUUUUCUAACUUUGAAGUUUUACGCUGUGUCCAUGUUCCAAUUUGGAGUAGUUUAGACGGUUGGUUAUUGAAACUUCCCCACAAACACAUACUAUUUAUUAAAGAAUACACCCUGGGGUAAUUCAAAAGGCAUGUUUUGAACCUUGGCGUGGGAUAAUUUUUUCUCUAGUUUGCUCCAGGUGUAGUGGUAAUGAGCGUUUUUUAAAAUGUAUUUUUUUACUUUUUAUAACUUUUUUACUUUUAAAAACUAGUUUUUAAACUUUUGUUUUGCUUAUAAAUUUUUUUUAAACUUUCCUAAACUUUUCUUAAAACUUUUUUACAGAUUUAACAUUUUUCUAAGCUUUUUUUUUUUACCGUUAACCCCUAACUAGCAGUACGCAGCAGUAACAGUAAAUUCCCCAUUUUCCCAUAACUCCCACCCACCCCAGCUAGCAAAAUAUAUAGUUAUAAAAUAUUUUAAUUAAUUAAAUAAAUUGAACCCCUGAGGGUUAAAAAAUAAAUAAAAAGUUAAUCCUCAGGGGUUAAAAAAAAAAUUAGAUCACAGUAUAAUACUGUGAUCUCUAUUUGAUCGCUGUAGGCAGUGAUCGACUGGCAGGGAAGGGGUUAAUUUUUAUUUGGACUAGGUAAAGUGUGUUUUUUUUGUUUUUUUUUACUUAAAUGUUAUUAAAACAUUUUUUUAAACUUAAUUUUUAACUUUUUAAAGUUUCUUUUAAAACUUUUUUAACGUUAACCCCUAGUUAGCCUAACGCCAAAUCCCCCAAUUCCCCACUAACUUCCACCCACCCCAGCUAUCUAAAUAUAUAAGUAAAAAAUAAUUUAAUUAAUUUAAUUACUUUAACCCCUGAGGGUUAAAAAAAAAAGAAUUAACCCUCAGGGGUUAAAAAAAUAAAAUCAGAUCAUAGUAAAAUGUAAUCCCUGCCAAUUGAUCACUGUAGUCAGUGAUCAAUUGGCAGGGAAGGGGUUAAUUUUUUAUUAAAAUGGGUAAGGGGGGGGACUUUAAAUAAACUUUAUUUAUUUUUUACAGCAGGGGGCAGGAUCAGCACUGAUCCGGCUCCCUGCACUUCACACAGAACCCGGAAGUGCAGGGAGCCGGUAGGUGAGUAUAGAGAGCACAUGUGCUCGCUCAGACUUGUGGUCAGAGCGAGCACAUGUGCUGGGCAGACUGACCGGGUGCUCCCGGUAUGCCUCCAAUGCAGAGGCAUACCGGGAGCACCAUUAACCCCGCGAUCGCCGCAAUAGCGGCGAUCCGGGGUUAAUUUUACCGCGUGACGGACGAGGUCCGUCACCCGUCGUUAAGGGUCUCCCCUGUGUGACGGACAUCGUCCGUCACCCGUCCUGAAGGGGUUAAUCUCCACUUGACAUGUUUUGCUUACAGCUUUCUCAAAAGUGAAUGUCUGCUGUUCAGGUCAGUUGAUGUUUAAAUAGUCUCUUAAUUUCUCUAUUCAGUUCUGGUGUGUAUAGUCUGUAAUUCUGGUUCCAGGUCAUUUGUUACAUCACUUCCAGUUUGGUGGAUAUCUCCAUGAUGAUAUGUCCAGGAAGUGAUAGUAGCGCCAUUUUGGAUAAGGGCAAAAGUCCAGUAAACUAAGUGAUAGUAGUGCCAUUUUGGAUAAGGGCAAAAGUCCAGUGAACCAAGUCUAUACUUCUGGUUUCGGGUCAUUCGUUACAUCACUUCCGGUUUGGUGGGUGUCUCCAUAAUGGUGUAUACAGGAAGUGAUGGUAACGCCAUUUUGCAUAAUGGCAAAAGUCCAGUAAGAAAAAGAAGAGUUAAUAUAAAAGUGAAUUAAAACAAACAAUUCAAGGUGUAAUCUUGCAUAUAUAAUUAUAGAGAUCAUAAAAGUGCUUAAUGCUGAAUAGGGAUCGCCUUAUAUCACAUGUAUUUACACAGCGAUCUCUUCUAAAUAGUACUGGAACUAGUCUGGAUGUAUAUAAUAGAAAUCCAAAGUUUUAAGAUAAUAUAUGUAUAAAAUAAAUCAGUCAAAGGAAAUUUGGUUAAAAAAGGGGAAAGAUUAUAUACACAAAUGAAUUAUAAAAAAACAUAUUUAAAAAUAAAAUAAAAUAAAUUCUAUAUUGUUGUACAGAUGAUAGUACAAUUUUACAAUCCAAACAUUUUAUGAUUGAUUUGUGAAGAUAUUGUGCAUAACUUUAAAAAGUGUAUUAUAAAAAGUAUAUUAGUACUAUUUAGAAGAGAUCGCUGUGUAAAUACAUGUGAUAUACGGCGAUCCCUAUUCAGCAUUUAGCACUUUUAUAAUCUCUAUAAUUAUAUAUGCAGAAAAUAUGCAAGAUUACACCUUGAAUUGUUUGUUUUAAUUCACUUUUAUAUUAACUCCUCUUUUUCUUACUGGACUUUUGCCAUUAUCCAAAAUGGCGUUACCAUCACUUCCUGUAUACACCAUUAUGGAGACACCCACCAAACCGGAAGUGAUGUAACGAAUGACCCGAAACCAGAAGUAUAGACUUGGCUCACUGGACCUUUGCCCUUAUCCAAAAUGGCGCCACUAUCACUUAGUUCACUGGAUUUUUGCCCUUAUCCAAAAUGGCGCUACUAUCUCUUCCUGGACAUAUCAUCAUCAUCACCAAACCGGAAGUGAUGUAACAAAUGACCUGGAACCAGAAUUACAGACUAUACACACCAGAACUGAAUAGAGAAAUUAAGAGACUAUUUAAACAUCAACUGACCUGAACAGCAGACAUUCACUUUUGAGAAAGCUGUAAGUGAAACAUGUCAAGUGGAGAUUAAGGAUUGCCUACAAGGACUGGUUUUAUUUAUAGUUCUUUUUACUAUAUAGUUCACUUUUAAAUAGUUUUAUUCAUUCUGUUUAUUAAUUAAGAUUCUAUUUUAAUACCCAGUCACUCUUGAGCUCCUUAUGCUCUCACCAUCACUCUGCUCUUCCGGAUCUACAUAUAUCCCUAGGUGGGGAUUGUUCCACCUAAAGCUCCAUACACUAGAGCAGGUCAUUGCUCUAGCAAAUGUAAGUAGGUCAAAUAUUUACUUUUAUAUACGUACUGUACCAUUGGUAUACAUCCUUAUUUUUUUCAUAUGAUGAACCACACUUACUUGGGAAUCUGAUACCAGCAAAAAUAAAUCCUUAGAUGGGGGAUUGUUCCGUCCAGGCUCCUUAAAAAAAAAAAAAAAAAUUUUAAGCUCUGGAAAACAGUAAGACACAUAAUUGUGAAAUCUGCUGCUACUUGUGUAUGUAUGAUUUUAUAAUAAUUCUUAGUGCUGUCCACCUAAUUUACUAGCUUGUUAAAUGCAAACUUCAGACUGAUAUAAUUAUCAGUAUUCAAAUGAAUGACAGAUCCACUCCAAAUGAUCAACAGAUCAUCAAUGCAGCUUUAAUACAAACUUAUAUUUGACAUGUGAACUAAAGUACCUCCAGCGAUGCGAGACUCCUUCCACCACCCCAUAUAGAGGUUGGCUUACGAGGUGGCUAAUUUAGCCCCCCAGCGCUGCCCUCCUCUUUGUAGGUAAAAUGUGCUAUCAAGCUGAAAACAUUAUGAAGCACGAGAAACCAAAUAGAGUCCAAAAUGAAUAUUUUCAGAGGUUUUUGUUUUUUUUGUAUUUAGAGUAACAGUCAAGAUGAUACCUUAUGUGCCCUUAUCAUGUGUAAUGCAGGGAUAGAAGGAAGACUAUUGGUUAUCAGUGUUAGCCAGUGUAUCUAUGGAUUUUGUGCAUUUGUGGAUUUUUCAAAAUCUGUAUGUAUACGUAAAAUAUAUAUACUUUUUUUUCUGUAUUGUUUAACUGACUUUAGAUCUCUUGUUCUCUUUUCAGGUUGUAUGCUUUUUCCUGAGAAGGCAGUCGUAUUUUCAGCCUGAAUGGGAUGCCUAUAUUUGCAUUUUACUAAAUUAUUCUGCAUAUAUAAAUGUGUAUUGAUCUUGGGUAUUCUUUCUGUUCUUUGGUAAAUAAGGCAUGUAAUUCAAGAUUAAUCAAUAAAGAUAUAUUAUGCACUUUAAAAA
Messenger RNA from Pelobates cultripes (western spadefoot toad), 11359 nucleotides. The record is from the annotation of a GenBank genome assembly. Lineage: Eukaryota; Metazoa; Chordata; Amphibia; Anura; Pelobatidae.